Brachypodium distachyon (stiff brome) is the source of this 2400-nucleotide messenger RNA. RefSeq names its product zinc finger CCCH domain-containing protein 67. Lineage: Eukaryota; Viridiplantae; Streptophyta; Magnoliopsida; Poales; Poaceae. The transcript has 2 exons. The coding region runs from base 125 to 1978 and encodes 617 amino acids. The record is from RefSeq and is a predicted model, not a curated record. Gene Ontology annotation, molecular function: metal ion binding; protein binding.
AAAACCUAGUUUUGUCCAAAAACCCAAAGGCCACUCUCCUCUCCCUUUCCCUUCCCCCCUUCCUCCUCCACCUUCGCUUUCCACCGUUUCGUCGAACACCUUCUCCGAUCGCGCGCCGCCGGCCAUGGGGGAGGCCUCCGAGUACGAAGGCGUCGAUGUGGCGGCUGUCUCCUCGAGGCUGCUGGAGCUGGCGGCCGACGACGACGCGGAGGCGCUCGGGUGCCUCCUCGCGGUGCACCCGUGCCUCGCCGACGAGCCCGCGCCGUGGUACUCCUCGGCGCGGGGCGCGGAGCCCAUGACGCCGCUCAUGGUCGCCGCCGCCUACGGAUCCGUGGCCUGCCUCGACGCCCUCCUGUCUCCGCCCCACCUCGCCGACCCCAACCGCGCCUCCGCGUCGUCCCUCUCCACCCCGCUCCACCUCGCCGCUGCAGGCGGCGCUCCAUCGGCGCCCACAGCUGUGUCCCGCCUCCUAGCUUCCGGCGCGGAUCCCACGCUUCUCGACCAUCUCCACCGCCGGCCGUCGGACCUCGUCGCGCUGCCGCCCAACUCGCUGCCGCUGAAGAACCACCUCCUCUCCCUCCUUGGUGCCCGCAAGGAGUGGCCGCCGGACCCCUCCCUCCCGGACAUCAAGAACGGCGCCUACGCCUCCGACGACUUCCGCAUGUACUCCUUCAAGGUCCGCGCGUGCUCGAGGGCCUAUUCCCACGACUGGACGGAGUGCCCCUUCGUCCAUCCCGGCGAGAACGCGCGGCGGAGGGACCCCAGGAAGUACCACUACAGCUGCGUUCCCUGCCCGGAGUUCAAGAAGGGCGCCGGGUGCAGGAGAGGGGACAUGUGCGAGUAUGCGCACGGGGUGUUUGAGAGCUGGCUCCACCCGGCGCAGUACCGGACGCGCCUCUGCAAGGACGGCGUCGGCUGUGCGCGCCGCGUUUGCUUCUUCGCUCACACGCCGGAGGAGCUCCGCCCGCUGUACGUUUCUACGGGCUCGGCCGUGCCGUCGCCGCGCGGGGCGAUGGAGAUGGCGGCCAUGGGGAUGGGGCUGUCCUCGCCAGGGUCUUCGUUCACACCGCCGAUGUCGCCGUCUGGAGGGGGGAGUGGCAUGUCGUGGCCUCAGCCUAACUUGCCGGCUCUGUGCCUGCCUGGCAGCGCGGGGAACCUGCACCUGAGUCGGCUACGCACCUCGCUGAGCGCAAGGGCCAUGGCUGUCGAUGAGCUGCUCGCUGCCGUGGACUAUGACAACCAUGUUGGAUCUCCUGCCUCCGUGCGGUCGGCAAGGGGGAAGGCACUUGUUCCGUCAAACCUUGAUGACCUCUUCUCUGCGGAGAUGGCUGCCUCCCACUCGCCGCGGUAUGCUGACCAGGGCGGAGCUGCACACUCACCGACGCACAGGUCUGCCUUGCUGAACCAGUUCCAGCAGCAACAGAGCUUGCUCUCACCACGGGCCAUGGCCACCCCAGAGCCGGUCUCUCCUAUGAGUUCCCGCCUUCUCGCCGCCCUUGCACAACGGGAGAAGAUGCAGCAGCAAACACUGCGGAGCAUGAGCUCACGAGACCUGGGUUCCAACGCCUCGGUCCUUGUCGGCUCACCAGUGGUGAGCUCUAGCUGGUCCAAAUGGGGUCUCCCCUCCGGCGCCCCGGACUGGGGUGCAGACAACGAUGAGCUCGGUCGCCUGAAGCGGUCAUCAUCAUUUGAUCUCCGGUCUGGAGCCAACACAGAUGAGCCAGACCUCUCAUGGGUUAACACCUUAGUAAAGGAGACCACGCCAGAGAAAUCUUUGAUCCAUGGGACCAUGGGAACAGAAUCUAUUGGCAUCUUGGGCCGAUCAGCAAACCACCGCGAGGGCAUUGAUGGUGAAGACAUUGCCAUAUUGGGUCGAUCAGCAAACCGCCGUGAGGGCAUCGAUGGUGAGGAGGACGCUGCCACUGGUGUCAUCGGCGGCUGGCUUGAACAGCUCCAGCUGGAUGAGAUGGUAGUCUAGAACAAGCAAAACACAAAUGAAACAAGUGUAGAAGGUGAUGAGAUUUCUACCAUUCAAGAGUUUGCCCACAGGUGAAAGAAAUUGAACCUAGUCAAGUGUAUCAAAGUUGCCGGCUUGCCUAGGUAAAACAUUUCUCCUUGUAUUACCUCAACUUUUCUUUCCCCUUAUUGUUUCUUUCUAAAGGUGACCUCCUCCCUGUGAGGAUUGUGAAUUAUUAUGGUAUUUAUUUGCCCCCCAUCCUUCGAUUGUGGAUCAAGGAUUAGGAGGAGAGAAGGGUCUUACUUACAUCAAACUGUUGCUCCAUGACUCAUGAUUGAUGUAAUAACCCACUGUUGUACUCAAGAAUCGUGAACAAAUGGCAUGAUUGAUGUAAAAUGCCCCAUUGUUGUCCUCAAAAUUAAUUUCUGCCAUUGUUCCUUUUU